AUGGUGACGCUGAGACUGAAGGGAAGGCACACCAACACAAGCAUCAUCCAAUGUUACCCCCUUACUAACGACAGUGAAGAUGAAAGCAAGGACUAUUUUUAUGAACAGCUAGAGAGAGAAUUGACAGGUAUACCUCGUCACGACCUUAUCGUUGUAAUGGGUGAUCUGAAUGCUAAAGUAGGAGAGGACAACACCAACUAUUGGACAACGAUGGGACAACUUGGUACGGGUACAAUACAUGAGAACGGCGAAAGACUUGUGGACUUCUGCGCAUUGAACAACUUGGUGAUAGGCGGAACCCUCUUCCCAAAGAGUACAAUCCACAAACUGACCUGGAAUUCUCCAAAUGGCCGGAACAAGCACCAGAUUGACCACCCUAUGAUAGGAGGAAUGUGGAGACGCUCCGUACAGGGUGUGAAACUCAGUGAUGGCAAUGUGAGAUCUGCCUUCCGACUAGAACUAAAGAACCGAUUUCAAGCUCUCCAAGACCUGGAAGAAACCACUCCCAAUACAGAUGAAGUCAAUACCCAAGGGAAGCAUAUUGUUGAGGCCUACACAGAGAGCAGUAAGACAUGUUUUGGUGUCAAGGAAAAGAAUGCAAGCAAAGAAUGGAUACAGCAAGGAACUUGGAAUACUAUUGAAGAACGGAGAAAAAUCAAGAAAAGACAGCUUGCAGCUAAGUCGAUACGACUACAAGAGAAGUACGCAGAGGAUUGCAAGGAAGCUUGCCAGAAAGUUAAAAGACUGGUAAAGAAGACACACAAAAGAGAAGCCAUGGAAAAAUUGGCAACUGAAGCAGAGGAGACAGCUGCUAAAGGUGAACAAGGCAACGUAUACAAGAUCACAAGAAUAAUAUGUGGUAAGUAUCACGGUGGAACGAGUGGACCAAUCAAAGACAAGGCUGGCAAGCUGCUGACAAUCGAGAAGGAACAGGAAGCACGCUGGACAGAACACUUCAGGGAAGUCCUAAACCAACAUCCACCUGAAGACACCCCAGAUAUACAGGAAGCUACAUUGGAUCUGGAUAUCAGCUCUGACCCACCACAGAAGCACGAGAUUGUAAAAGCUGUUAAGAGCCUGAAAUCAAGAAAAUCUCCAGGAAUGGACAACCUGAAUACUGAAUUGUUUAAAGUAGACUCAGAACUGACUGCCGCCAUUCUUCAGCCAUUAUUCAAAACCAUAUGGUAG
Messenger RNA from Aplysia californica (California sea hare), 1188 nucleotides. RefSeq lists its product as uncharacterized. The coding region runs from base 1 to 1188 and encodes 395 amino acids. Gene Ontology annotation, biological process: chromatin remodeling. Gene Ontology annotation, cellular component: nucleus. NCBI's taxonomy places the organism in Eukaryota, Metazoa, Mollusca, Gastropoda, Aplysiida, Aplysiidae. The record is from RefSeq and is a predicted model, not a curated record. The transcript has 2 exons.